UGACGUUAACUCGACUCCCUUUAAGACAUACGCGAGUCGCCGCACGCGACACAGGGAGGAGCUCUAGCCUCUCUGGAACCGGACCGACCGACCGACCGACUGGAUUUGAUAUCCACUGGCGGCACACCCGGCACCUGGGCGGAUUCACGAAGACCACCGAUGAUCGCGCUCAGGACGCUCGCGUGCAAGAGUACCGCCAGAUCACAGAGACUGGCUCAGGAUGAACGGCCAACUUCAGGAGUUUAAAAGUGUUGAUGGACCCUGAGGCACGCCUCUUUUCAUCCCAGGAGGAAGAGAGUUGUGUAUAGUAUAACUCCCGUUGCCCCGAUGGAACAUGACAUCCCGUGUGGUUCUGGUUCGGAGGAGGUUCGGUUUCAGGGCGAGCCCAGCCCAGACUUGGCCAGCUUGCUCCAGUUUAAAGUGUACCGAAGGAGAUGGUUCAUACUUCUGGUGCUCUGUCUUCUCAACUGCUCCAACGCGAUGCUGUGGCUGACCUUUGCCCCGGUAGCAGAUGAGUUCGCAAGGGUGCUGGACGUGUCUCUAGAUCAGAUUAACUGGCUCUCCCUGGUCUACAUGAUUGUGGCCAUCCCACUCAGCUUUGUCAGUACCUGGAUGCUCGAUACAUGGGGCCUGAGGCUUACGCUGAUCCUGGGUGCAUGGCUGAACAUGCUGGGGAGUGUGUUGCGUUUCGUUGGGGUUUUGCAUGUCAUGCCCCCCCCUAGACGGUUCCCCCUGGUGAUGGCUGGGCAGGUGGUGUGUGCCGUGGCCCAGCCUCUCGUCAUCUUCAGCCCCACCAAACUGGCCGGCGUCUGGUUUCCACAGCAACAGAGGGCCACCGCCAACAUGAUCGCCUCCAUGUCCAAUCCACUGGGAGUGCUGUUUGCCAACAUUCUGUCUCCUCUUAUUGCUGGCUCUUGGUUUGGUGACCUCUCCACUCUUCUCUUGGUGUAUGCGGUCCCUGCUACUGUUGUGUGUUUCCUAGCAACAGUGGGUAUCCGUGACAGCGCCCCCCCAACUCCACCCUCAGCCAGCGCUGAAACCUCCAACUCAGAACCCUUCCUCCAGGGCAUCAGACUGCUCCUGCGGAACAGAGCGUACCUGCUGCUGAUGAUAUGCUUUGGGUCAGCUGUGGCCAUCUUCACCUGCUUCUCUACCCUACUGGAGCAGAUCUUGUGUGUCAAAGAAUACACCAACGACUUUGCUGGUCUGUGUGGGGCCCUCUUCAUCCUGUGUGGGGUGGUAGGAGCGGCAGGUCUUGGUUUCUAUGUUGACCGAACCAGGAAGUUCACAGAGGUCACAAAGGUCAACAUGUGCCUGUCCUCCCUAGGCUGCACCGCCUUCGCUGUGUUUUCUCAGCUGCGGGGUCAGAAGGUGUUGGUGGCAGCUGUGUGUUCUCUGUUCGGUCUCUUUGGAUUCUCCGCCUACCCGGUUGCCAUGGAGCUCUCGGUUGAAUGCUCCUAUCCUGUGGGCGAAGCCACAUCAGCUGGCCUCAUCUUCAUCGCUGGGCAAGUGUUGUCUGUGGUGUAUAUGGUCAUACUGCAGGCUCUGACUAAACCACUGGCCGAUUCCCCCCGCUCUGUGUGUGCUGAAGGCGGGACCCUCAGCUGGAGAGUGCCUGUGCUGGUGAUGGCUGGGCUGUGGUGUUUGGGGACAUGUGUGUUUGUGUGUUUCUUUCACACAGAGUACAAACGACUGCGUGCAGAGGAAGAGGCAGGAGGGAAAACACACACCACACACAUAUCCACCAUUGCACAGACACUCGAUACCUCACACACACCCGAUACCACAGACAUACCGAAUCCCUCACACACAGCCAAUACCACACACACACUCGAUACCAGACAUAAUCCCUCAGACACACAGGUUAACUCACACACACUUAACCCCUCACACACACUCAACCCCUCACAUACAGCCAAUACCACACAUACAGCCAAUACCACACACACACUCGAUACCACUGACAGACCUAAUCCCUCAGACACACUCCACACAACACACAUAUCCUCCAUGUCACACAUGCUUAAUAUCUCAGGCACACUCGACCCACCCAACACACUGGCCUGAGGAGGCAGCAGUGUCCAGCGUCAGACAUGGACACACACAUACACACACACACACAGCGUCAGACAUGGAGCGUGACGACACACUGGAGUUACUGGAGUCAUAUUAUUAAGUGAAAUGACAGAGAUUUACGCACAAACAGAAACUUGCCAAAAACCUGGACAUGCUGUGUUAACAGAUAUAUGCAGUUAUCUCAAGCAACCGGGAUAAUGUCAGUACACACAAACACACAUGCUUGUCCGAAGCCGUGCCAAUAUCCUUAAUACACGCACAGCAGCAGAAAUAAGGUCACGUCAUGUCUUCUGUCCGAACGUCACACAUACUGUUAUAGGAGAACCGUGCUACUGACAUGACUCCCAGACCAAACCAGUGUGGUACUGUUAAACGGUUUUCUGUUGAACUUUUAUACUUACAUACCCUUUAACUUUUGCUACAUUGUAUUUGAUUACAUUUUUCUGGUGUUUUUUUUUAUUUUGUAAGGAUCUUGAUUUUGAUAUGAAGGUACUUUCCCACUGACCCAAUGAAGUGAUUAGCCUGUGAUUGGAUGUGUUUUUAUAUAUAUAUUUAUAUAUGUAUAUUACUGACCUAUUAACUAGUUUCAUAGUAAUAUCCGAAUGUUGCUGAUAUAUUAACAGGUUUUCGUUACGCAAGACAUCAGUGCAAUUUUACUUGUUUUUUUUUGUUUCAUUUUUUUGUACUGGGUUUGUUCUGAUUGGCAUUUCUCUAGACGCUUUUAGAGAAUGGACAGUUUUGUGAAUAAAUUCUUUACGACUUG
This is a messenger RNA of Clupea harengus (Atlantic herring), 2839 nucleotides long. It is a transcript of the gene slc49a3, whose product is annotated as solute carrier family 49 member 3. Gene Ontology annotation, molecular function: transmembrane transporter activity. Gene Ontology annotation, biological process: transmembrane transport. Gene Ontology annotation, cellular component: membrane. NCBI's taxonomy places the organism in Eukaryota, Metazoa, Chordata, Actinopteri, Clupeiformes, Clupeidae. The record is from RefSeq and is a predicted model, not a curated record.